Molecule: messenger RNA, 543 nt
Organism: Beta vulgaris subsp. vulgaris (sugar beet)
Lineage: Eukaryota; Viridiplantae; Streptophyta; Magnoliopsida; Caryophyllales; Amaranthaceae
Product: 70 kDa peptidyl-prolyl isomerase-like
Exons: 1
Coding region: 1-543 (180 amino acids)
Molecular function (GO): protein binding
Source: RefSeq, a predicted model, not a curated record
AUGGAGGAGGAUGCUAGUUUAGCUUUAUUUAUAUUGCACCAUUUGGACUUCUUGGAGGAUGGGGAUAGAUUUCUUGAGGAUUUGUUUGCAAAUACUACUGGACCUAAUGAGGCCAUUCAGUAUGUGGCCUUCUUAAAAGAGAUUGGUAAUUCUCUUUUUAAAGUGUUUGAUUUUUGCAAAGCUUAUGAGACAUAUAGGAAUGCUAUGAAGUGCCUCUGUGUUACCAUUUCUGCUAUGUAUGAAGAGUGCUAUGUUCAUACUAUUGAUCUUGAAAUUCGAGAGUUAGUUGUUUCUCUGCAAUUGAACAUUGCAGCAUGUGAAAUCAAACUUAGUUUGUUUAAGGAAGCUAUUGGUUCAUGUACCUUGGUGCUAGGGGUUGACAAGAGCAAUGUGAAAGCUCUUUUUGGGCGCGGUGUGGCUCGAACAAAAAUUGGUAGUAUGGAGGAUGGGUACGCUGACUUUAAGAUAGCUAGAGAGAGUACGAGGAUGCUGGUGGCCGGCGAACCUCCGACGAGCAACGAUCGAGGCAGGGGCUGCGACUGA